CUCACAUGGAACCUGUUUCAAGGCUCAGCCAUGAUCCUCUUCCGAAAGUAAUCACCACCAACACCUUGCCUUCCGGUACUCUCCUCUCAAAGCAUCUCCACUCAACCCUUUUGGAGCUAGCAAGGGUUUCUGCUCUUCUACUUGUGAUUUCCAUUGAAGUUCUUUCCUUUCUACGAGAAUGGAACCCCAUCUUCCAUCUCUUCUCACUCUCUUGUUUCUUUCUGUUUUUCAUUGUCAAGCCUCUCCUCUCAAAGCCUCAUAUCUACAUUGUAGACUUCUCAUGUUUCAAACCGCCAAACUUUUGCAGGGUUCCCACUUCAUCCUUCCUUGAACAUUCCUCCAUGAUUCAGCCCUUUGACAGAAAAAGCAUAGAUUUCAUGGCCAAACUCCUCAAAUCUUCGGGACUAGGUGAACAGACCCAUCUCUCUCCAGCUUUAUGCUACAUUCCACCCAUUGCCCAUCUCCAAGAAUUCAUCAAAGAAGCCCACAUGGUACUGUUCCCUGUAAUGGAAGAUCUGCUGUCCAAGACUAAACUCUCUCCCCGAGAUAUCGAUAUACUAAUCAUAAACUGUAGUAGUCUUUGCUCGUCUCCUUCCCUCUCCUCCAUUAUCAUCAACAAAUACUCCAUGAGAGAUGAUAUUAAGAGCUUUAAUCUCUCAGGCAUGGGGUGCAGUGCUGGAAUUCUUAGCACCCAUUUGGCUCAAAAUCUAUUGAAAGUUCACAAGAAUUCUUACGCCAUUGUUCUUAGCACAGAGAUCACAUCGGCUGGUUGGUACGCUGGUAACGAUAGGUCUAAGUUGCUAGUCAAUUGUAUCUUUCGAAUGGGAGGUGCAGCAAUAUUGCUUACAAAUAAGGAAGAAAUGAGAAAAACAUCCAAGUAUAGGCUACUUCAGACGGUGAGAAUACAGAGAGCAUUUGACGACAGAGCUUAUCUUGCAACAGUUCGCGAAGAGGACUCAAAUGGAGCCCUUGGGGUGUCAGUCAGCCACGACUUAGUGCAAGUAGUUGCAGAAACUGUUCGAUCGAAUAUCGCUAUCCUCGGCUCAUGCAUCUUGCCAUUCUUGGAGAAAUUCAAGUGUGGAGUAUCCAUGUUCCGGAAGAGAUAUAUUAGCAAAUCUGCAGAAGUUUACGUGCCGGAUUUUAAGAAAGUGAUACAGCAUUUUGUUCUGCCAGCUUCAGGGAGGUCUUGGAUUAGAGAGAUAGGAAAAGGGUUGAAGCUUGGCAAGAGAGACACGGAGGCUUCUCUGAUGACAUUGCGAAGGUUCGGGAACCAGUCUUCAUCUUCAUCCUGGUAUGUAUUAGCUUAUCUGGAGGCCAAGGAGAGGAUGAAGAAGGGUGACAAGGUGUGGCAGCUUGGAAUUGGAAGUGGGCCUAAGUGCAUUAGUUUUGUCUGGGAGUGUAAUAGGCCCAUUGUUGGGGAGUCCAUGAAGGGCCCAUGGGCUGAUUGUAUCGAUGAAUAUCCAGUCCUUUUUGAGGAUGAAGACAAAUGAUAAUGGUCAGGAUUAUGAUCCUGUCAAACGCAAGUUCUUUUGGGGUUCUGCAAGUGGUGGGAUUUAUAUUUUUACUGAAAAGUGGAAAACAGCCACCAGGUAGAAAGUAUCUUUUAAUAUUUAUAAGAGCCUUGGGGACCUAGUCUUCAAGUACUCAUGCAUUGUGUGUUGUACCUUGGUAUUGCUUAUUUGAAUUUUCAUGGGUUAUUUGAUUAGAAGGGUGAAAAUACAAAUUGGGAAGAAUGAAAU
This is a messenger RNA of Vitis riparia (riverbank grape), 1739 nucleotides long. Its product is annotated as 3-ketoacyl-CoA synthase 5-like. Gene Ontology annotation, biological process: fatty acid biosynthetic process. Gene Ontology annotation, cellular component: membrane. The record is from RefSeq and is a predicted model, not a curated record. Gene Ontology annotation, molecular function: acyltransferase activity, transferring groups other than amino-acyl groups. Bases 6 to 1490 code for a protein of 494 amino acids. NCBI's taxonomy places the organism in Eukaryota, Viridiplantae, Streptophyta, Magnoliopsida, Vitales, Vitaceae. The transcript has a single exon.